This is a messenger RNA of Etheostoma spectabile (orangethroat darter), 3358 nucleotides long. RefSeq names its product neutral sphingomyelinase (N-SMase) activation associated factor (gene nsmaf). The transcript has 31 exons. Bases 101 to 2839 code for a protein of 912 amino acids. Gene Ontology annotation, molecular function: protein binding. The record is from RefSeq and is a predicted model, not a curated record. NCBI's taxonomy places the organism in Eukaryota, Metazoa, Chordata, Actinopteri, Perciformes, Percidae.
CAGUCACGUGGGGUCCAGGCAGCAAGUUUCCGUGUUUACAGACGGAGACUGUGGCUGGCGGCAGCUGGGUGUUCAGUUCUAGAGAGGAUGGUGUGCAGUCAUGGCCUUUUUAAAGACGCAAGAACUAACCAAAGAAAGGUUUUCUCUCCUGUUGUUGGAUUUGGAGGAAUAUUAUUUUGAACAGCACACUGCUUACCACGUGACCACCAGUUCAAAAAAGCAGAGAAAAGUUAGAGGCUCGUUCAAGGUCUGUUCCAGAUCUGCCAUAUUUGAUCCAGAAGAUCUUUCAGAGCCCAUUUUAAAGAUUCCUCUUCGAGACUGUAAGAAGAUUGAGUUUGUGGAGUGUGAGAACAACCCUUUCAACGAGCCGAGGCCAUCUGUCAUCUCUAUUUCAUGUGUACAGGUUAUUUACAUCAAAGAGAGCAAUGUCAUAGCACCGUACAGAAAUGAAAGGGGGGAAAAGAAAGUGACAUUUCAGUUGGAAGGUUGGAGCAAAACUGAAGAUGUUGUUCAAACAUUACUCCAGCUCCACAGAGCGUCCCGUCUGGAAAAGCUUGGAGACCAGACUGCAAUGAUUGCAGCAAAUUUACAAUCACGACUGGCAAGGUCAUCUUUUGACAAAAACUGCUUUCAGAGUGUUGCUGAGAUGCCUCACAUGGAGUGUGCAGUGGAGAUGGUCAUGCCUCUGGUGUGCAAUCCAGGCCACGUCUGCAUAACAGAUGAAAGCCUCUACUUCCAGCCUCUCAAUGGAUAUCCGAAACAGGUGAUACAAAUCAAACUUAACAGAGUCAGGAGAAUCUACAAAAGACGGCAUGGACUGAGACCACUGGGUCUAGAGGUGUUCUGUACCGAGAAUGAUUUCUGCUCCGACAUCUACCUGAAGUUUUACAACUCGGCCGACAGAGAUGAAAUCUACUACUACAUCGCCAGUUUCUUGGAGAACCACAUGAUGGAGCACACAGCAGAGAGUUACAUGCUGCAGUGGCAGCGCGGCCACCUGAGCAACUACCAGUAUCUCCUUCACCUCAACAACUUGGCUGACCGCAGCUGCAACGACCUCUCCCAGUAUCCCGUCUUCCCCUGGGUCAUUGCUGACUACACCAGCGCGCAGUUGGAUAUGACAAACGCUGCCACAUUCAGGGACCUGAGCAAACCUGUGGGAGCCCUAAACAAAGAGCGGCUUGACCAACUACUGGCUCGCUACAGAGGCAUGCCUGAACCUCGCUUCCUGUAUGGCAGUCACUACUCAUCACCAGGCUACGUCCUCUUCUACCUGGUCAGAGUCGCUCCAGAACACAUGCUGUGUCUCCAGAACGGCCGCUAUGACCAUGCAGAUCGCAUGUUUAAUAGCAUAGGUGAUACGUGGAAAAACUGCUUGGAGGGGGCAACUGACUUCAAAGAGUUGAUUCCAGAGUUUUAUGGUGAUGACUGUAGCUUCCUGGAAAACAAACGGAGUCUUGGUUUGGGCAGACGGCAGAACGGAAGCUUAGUCGGGGAUGUUGUUCUCCCAGCGUGGGCCUCAGAUACCAGGGACUUUCUUCAAAAGCACAAGACAGCACUGGAGAGUCAGUAUGUGUCGGAGAACCUUCAUGAGUGGAUUGACCUGGUGUUUGGCUUCAAACAGAAAGGCAGUGAAGCUGUCGCAGCCCAUAAUGUGUUUCACCCACUGACCUACGAAGGAGGCAUUGACUGCGAUAGCAUUGAGGACCCUGACCAGAGAAUUGCCAUGCUGACACAGAUCCUGGAGUUCGGCCAGACGCCCAAACAGCUGUUCACCCUCCCUCACCCUCAGAGGAUCACGCCAAGGUUUCACAACAUAACUCGAAGCCCCAGCAGCAGCUCACCAGUCAGUGAACUGUCUCCAGCCUUUCAGAGUGAGGACUCCUCCUUUGAAGACCUGACCGAGGAGAGCAGGAAGUUAGCCUGGGCAAACAUGGGAAAUCUGAAACCAAUCUCCAGCCACAAGAUCCAUAAAGAGGCUGUGACGGGCAUCGCUGUGACACGAGAUGGAGCAGCUAUUUUCUCCACAUCCCAAGACUCAACACUCAAAAUGUUUUCCAAAGAGUUGAAGGAAUUCCAGAGAAGCAUGUCCUUCUCUAACAUGGCAUUAUCGUCAUGUUUGAUGCUGGCAAAUGGUAAAACAGUGGUGUGUUCUUCCUGGGACAACAAUGUUUAUUUCUACUCCAUCCCAUACGGCAGGCGGCAGGACACACUGAUGGGGCAUGAUGAUGCCGUCAGUGAAAUGUGUUGGUUUGAUGACCAGCUGUACACAGCGUCCUGGGAUUCCACCGUCAAGGUGUGGCAGUGCGCUUCUGACAGCUCAUCCAGUCACAAGAGAUCCCAGUUUCAGUUACUGGCUGAGUUGGAACAUGAUGCUGGGGUAAACACCAUUGGUCUGAAUCCAGCGGGGACUCUACUGGUGUCUGGCUGUAAAGAUGGGACCAUCACCAUCUGGGACACCAGCAGCUAUGGAACCCUGCAGCAGGUCCACUGCCACACUGGAACCAUCCACCACGUGGCCUUUAGUCCUGAUAGCCGACACGUCCUCAGUGUUGGUGCUGACUCCUGUAUGAAGGUUAUUGACGUCCAGACGGGAAUGGUGAUCUCAUCUGUGAAAGCUGAGGAGGAGCAGAGGUGUUUCUGCUGGGACGGGAACUCAGUGCUGUGUGGGGGACAGUCCGGUGACCUCCUGCUGUGGGACCUGCUCGGCAACACAGUCAUCAAGCGGAUCCCUGCACACUCAGGUGCUGUCACAGCCAUGUGGAUGAGUGAGCUGUGCUCCACAGUGAUCACAGGUGGGGAGGACAGACAGAUCCUCCUCUGGAAGCUCCCAAGUUAAAGGACUGUUUCUGCACAAUAUCCCUGCUGGGGCGAUAAAGACUUCCAGUGCUAUUUACUGGACAUUACCGGCCAGGUAUCCUGCAGACUACCUGACCCAACUAUCUGACUUUGAACAGAGACUCAUUAAACAGUUAGGAGGCGCUGAAACCGUACUGUAAAUGUGCAAUAUCGCAGAGCAGUUGGUGACAACUAAAACCGCUCUUAAGUGUUAAAUGUUGUUCAAUGGAAAACCCAACAAAAGUCACGUUGGUUCAUAUAGCUAUCUGCAUAUUGAGAUAAAAUGUCCAAUAGCAGUUAUGUGCAUGACAGCAGGAAGCUACAACAGUGUACACGCCUUAUUCUACAUUAUGUGGAUUUUUUUUUUCCAAAAUGUAUUUGUUUAGCAUCAUGUUACACAGCUUUUUUUUAAAUUAUGUUACUAUAGCUUUAUGUGCAUUUUAUUCUGUGAAGCAGUCUGAAAAAGCUUUAGGCUGCUCAGGUGUUGAUUUAUCCGAAUAACAUUGGUCUCUAAAAGUAA